Molecule: messenger RNA, 1890 nt
Organism: Agelaius phoeniceus (red-winged blackbird)
Lineage: Eukaryota; Metazoa; Chordata; Aves; Passeriformes; Icteridae
Gene: PTGES3
Product: prostaglandin E synthase 3
Biological process (GO): telomere maintenance via telomerase; telomerase holoenzyme complex assembly; protein folding
Cellular component (GO): nucleus; cytosol
Molecular function (GO): protein-folding chaperone binding; Hsp90 protein binding; prostaglandin-E synthase activity
Source: RefSeq, a predicted model, not a curated record
UUUGCUGCGUCACCACGGGCCGAGCGCUGCGCGGGGCAUUGUGGGAGCGAGGCCGCGCCAGAGCCCCCGAGCCCGCCCGGAGCCGCCACCGGAGCCUCUCACCGGAACCCCCCCCCCCCCCCUCCGGAACCCUCCCGGUACCUUCCCGGUACUGCCCAAGCACAACCCGCGACACCGCCCGGAGCCUUCCGCACCCCUCAGGAGCGCCCGCCGGAGCCGUCGCCAUCCGCCAUGUGAGGCCCGGGGAUGGGAGCGGCGCGGGAAGGCCCCGCCAGGCCCCGGCGCUACCGCGGGAGCCGCCCCGGCGCCGCCGAGCGCGGGCUGACCUUGGGCCCUGAGGGCUUUUUUGUCCCGGUUACCGUGUGGGCUCGGUUACCGGGUGAGGCCCCCGUGUGGGCCCCGGUGGACCGGGAUGCGGGCGGGAUCUCCCGCUGUGGGUUUUAAUGGGGUGUUCGGGGGGUGCUGCGCGUUUCUCGGCGGGUCGGUGCCCACCGAAAGAGCAGAAAACUCCCGGCAGCCUGCCUCUGCAAAGUGGUACGACCGGAGGGACUACGUCUUUGUUGAGUUCUGUGUUGAAGACAGCAAAGACGUAAAUGUAAAUUUUGAGAAGUCCAAACUCACGUUCAGUUGUCUUGGAGGAAGUGAUAACUUUAAACAUUUAAAUGAAAUCGAUCUUUUUAAUAAUAUCGAUCCAAAUGAAUCAAAGCAUAAAAGAACAGACAGAUCCAUCCUGUGUUGUUUACGAAAAGGAGAGUCUGGUCAGGCAUGGCCAAGGUUAACAAAAGAGAGGGCAAAGCUCAACUGGCUCAGCGUGGACUUCAACAACUGGAAAGACUGGGAGGAUGAUUCAGAUGAAGACAUGUCCAAUUUUGAUCGUUUUUCUGAGAUGAUGAACAACAUGGGAGGAGACGACGACGUAGACUUGCCAGAAGUAGAUGGGGCAGACGAUGACUCACCAGACAGUGAUGAUGAAAAAAUGCCAGAUCUGGAGUAAGGCAAAGCGUCGUCUUCAGGGUUUUGGGGAAAGAAGUUCAUCACAACAUUUCAUAAUUGAGAUAAGAAUUCCUGAGUUGAUAGCCCUAAAGGGAGAUCCUGCAUCCUUUAACCCAUUUUCAGUCCAUUUUAAAUGGCUUCACUGAUGGUAGGUGUGUCCCAUGGCACGGGGCGGUCUUAAAGCCACGAGAGGCAAUAACAGUUAUGCAUGAACCGUUUUCCAGACUUCCAAAAAAAAAAACAAAAAAAAAGAGAUAAAAAAACCACCAAACCAACCCAAUUGAGGUGUAGGCAAUCCAUUGAGAAGAGUUGCAAUAAAGUUUACAGAGCCUCCUUGCCUCCAAUUACAAUGGGAGAACCCUGAAUUAACACUGAGAGGUUUAAAUGAGCUUUUUGGUUUUUUUUUUUUUCUCCCUUUUUUUGUCCAUUUAUACCGGGAACAAAAACCCAAAACAAAACCAACUCUUUAUCAUUGGCUCCCCCCUAAAAAAAAAAAAAAAAAUAAAAUAAAAUCCAGCAGGGCGAGGCACAUCCCUUCCUGUUCCCACUUUAAAAAAGUUCAGUUUAAAAAGAAAAAAAAUUUCCAAAUUCUUCUGGUUUUUGGUGUUGGAGCCCCCGAGCGGAGGCUGCCCCUGGUCCCGUGGUGUGACCCCCAAACCUUUUCCACCUCUUCCUCCUCCUCCUCCUCCUCCUCCUCCUCGCCCGGGGUGCGAGUUGGCUGUACAUUGUUGCUUGUCAAUCUGUACAUUUUAGACCAAAAUCGUAUUUGCACUGUGGGUUUGGCAGCAAGUGACAGAACCGUGGAACCGGGCUGAAAAACCUCAAUUUAUGUUCAGAGCAGCUGGGAUUUUUUUAAUGUCUGCAUUCUUUCUAAUAAACUGUUGAAGACUCCCUGGC